Molecule: messenger RNA, 645 nt
Organism: Acanthosepion pharaonis
Lineage: Eukaryota; Metazoa; Mollusca; Cephalopoda; Sepiida; Sepiidae
Source: the annotation of a GenBank genome assembly
AUGCGCACCGAUUUCUCUUCCUAUCUCUACCUCCAAAUAUUUCCAUUUUCCGAAGAUAUUUCCGGCACGAUGGACGGGAAUAGAGAGAGGUUUGUUUUUGUGUUUGUGUUCUCUUCCGCAACACCGAUUCUCGCUCUCCCCGCGGCCUCUAUAUCCAUCAAGAACAGAAUUUUGCCUUCUCGCCAUCUUUCUAUUCCUUCUUUCGAUUUUCGUUCCUUUCUUUCUUUCUUUCUUUCUUUCUUUCUUUCUUUCUUUCUUUCUUUCUUCUUUGCUUCCUUCCUUCCUUCCCUUAAUUGUAUCAAUGAUCAUUUUAUCUUUCUCUCCGUAAUCUGUCUAUCAACAUUUCUUUCUUUCUUUCUUUCUUUCUUUCUUUCUUUUCUAAUUAUUUCCUUCAGGCUUAAUUGUAUCAAUGAUCAUUUUAUCUUUCUCUCCCUUAAUUGUAUCAAUGAUCAUUUUAUCUUUCUCUCCGUAAUCUAUCAAAAUUUCUUUCUUUCUUUCUUUCUUUCUUUCUUUCUUUCUUUCUUUCUUUCUUUCUUUCAUUUUAUCUUUCUCUCCGUAAUCUGUCUAUCAACAUUUCUUUCUUUCUUUCUUUCUUUCUUUCUUUCUUUCUUUCUUUCUUUCUUUCUUUCUUUCUUUCUUUUCUAA